AGUUAAAUAUAGAACUACACAGUAAAUGAUGAGAUCAGGAAGGUGAUGGUAUACACAAGGAAGACGAAACUGUUCAACCUUCCUGGAGCUGAUAUAAUUACACUCACCAAUCAUCUGGAUGUGGCUCCCGAGACACGGGGAUGGAAGAAAGUUGUGCAGUUUCUCAACCUUAAGAUCGGUGAGGUGAGGAGAUGUGAAGUUGCUGGGGGUGCAGCCCCGGUUGUGGAGCUGCUUUGUCAGAGGGGCUGGAAUGUUGGUAAAGUGCUGGACAUGCUGAAUAAGAUUGGCAACCAAGAGGCGGUAUCCUCCUUACUGGACAUCAUUAGUGAUAACAAGAUAUCAUCCACUCCUGUUAAAAUAACAAUAGAGGGUGAUUGUGAGCUGUUGGUUAGCGAGACACUAAGAUUGAGGGUAGAUGCUCCCCCAUCCUACACUGACAUUCAGUGGUAUUUAGACAAAACAUGUCUUGCUGCGGAGAAAUCUAAAGAUCUUGUUUUGGAUCAGGUGACAGUGGACGAUAAAGGACGAUAUAAAGUCAGACUUGAAUCAAAUUCCGGAGAUAUAAAAUGGGCUUUUGUCGACGUCAACGUCGUUCAGGAAUUAGGGUGCCCAGUUGAAGAGUUACAGUUCCUUCUCCACCCUAAAGAUUAUCAACUCAAAGAAUCCUCAUCAGAAGCCCACUUUUUUGUAGAUGUCAGGCCUCACCACGCACAAUUGCAAUGGUACUGCGAAGGGGUUCUUAUGCACGACAAGACGAAACCGUAUCUCUGUGUGACAGGAUUAGACCAAACCGCUCACAGGAGACAGUACAAAUGCACGGCGUGCUAUGAAGGUAAAACCAUUGUGUCUGAGACUGCUUUAGUCAGGUGGACUCCAGACGAACCUAAAAACUUUACAGGAACAAGUUUCGUGGAGACAGCCACUGAUAAGGUAGCCCUAAUAAUAGGUAACCAGAGCUACACGGAGUCCACAUUCGGAGAUAUAGUACACGCUGAGGACGAUGCUAGAGACAUCAGUGCUGCACUCAAACUAAUGAACUUCAAGGUAGUGUCCCUGAUAAACCUGACACGUGAUGAGAUGAUAGCUGCGUGUGAUAACUUCUACAAGUUACUAAGUACAGGAGUGUACGGUGUGUUCUAUUUCGCUGGUCACGGCUUUGAGAUCGCUGGGGAGAAUUACCUGGUUCCAGUAGACGCCCCCUCAACAGUGCGAAUAGAGCACUGCAUUAAAGCACAGUACGUUCUACACAGAAUGCAGUUCAGAGAAACUAAACUAAACCUGCUCCUCCUCGACAUGUGCAGGGAGUUUAACAAUAUGGGGGGAGUACCUGGGGAUAUACAGCCAGUCAGGAGUAGGGGGAACACUGCUAUUGGUUAUGCCUGCGGACCUGGAUCACGAGCGUACGGUAGUGAGAACGAUAAGAAUGGAAUUUAUGUGAAAUAUUUGAGAGAGCACGUGACUAGAAAUAUAACCGUUACUAAUCUUCUGGACUGUGUCAACAAAGCUAUAGGAGAGAAUGAGCCGACUGGAUACCAGCGUCCCCACUACCAGUCCUCCAUUGUUAAGAACAUUUCUCUAAACGACCCAAUAGACACAACCAACCACACAGCAGAGUUUCAUCAUAGAUCUAUCAUCUGGAGCAUGGCCAACACUGUUGAUAAAGAGGACGUGACAGUUACCCUCGUAAAAACAGAUCUGCAGUUUCAGUUCUCAGCUGCGUUUAGUAAUGUACUGCAGUUCACUGUAAACCCUCGUGUGGACUCCAUACAACUAGAUACUGAAAGUAAAGUAAACGGUCUGACUCUGCGAGAAGGGGGGUGGGGUGAGGAGGGCACCACCUCCAACACAUUCAGUAUUAGAAACGUUCAGAAACUUGUCGGCUCUGUUAUUGAGCUCACUAUAAUAUCUGGGUGUGAGAGAGGAACAGUGAGAAUUGAACGACCUCUCUUUGCUAAGAUAACAGCUAACAGAGUGAACUUUGGGAACGUGCUGGUUAAUUUAGCGGGGAGUCACAGGCCCGGUAUAUCCCAGGCUCCUCAACCUCAGCUUGCUAACAGAAGUUGCCAACAAGAGGCACCUCAAGUCGACGCAAAAGCUAAACAGAAACUCAAAGAAAUUGAAGAGUUCGAUAAAAACGUAGCUAAAACAGAAUCUAACAAAGAAAAUACCAAGCAAGAAAAGGUAGUCCCUAAAAAAGAAGAGUACAAAGUGGUAGAAGAAGUAAACACAGACUCCAAGCUACCCCCACUGGUUAAGAAUCAUGAUGACCGGAUAGUUUAUCCUUUCGUUGGAGUGUAUCUCUUCCUUAAAUCAGAUGGUGAGAAUACAGAGCAAAUAGUUGAGAUGGUGGGUGGGGAGGCGGCUGAGAGUCACAGAACAGAGCAGCUGUCACGUGUUACCAUGACAACAACAGUUCUCAACAAACAGUCAUCACAACCUUGGAUUGAGGUGGUACUGCAAGAAAAGGAUUAUAGUAAAAGCACGAGGAAUAUUUUAGAAGGGAAACGUUGGCACGGUUCCAAUGUUCUUUACUCCUGUCACGUCAUAUCCCUUCUCAACAUGCUUCAGAUGCUGGCUAUCAAUCAUGACAUAGCAGAGAUGUGGGUUACAGAUCAUGAUAAGUACCGACAAGUUGUACCAGAUGAGACUUUAGUAAUUGACGUCAACCCCUACUCUCUUCCCGUAGCUUGAAACUAAACAACGUGUUACUAACACGUUACUACUCACUGUUAGUUGGUGCUUUAUCAAUUCAUAAUUAAUUGCGUCGAACUAGUGCUUAACUUAUCAUGAUAACACGUGUGAUUGAGUGAUGUUGGUCACGUGACGGAACAAACAAAUUCGGCUGCUUCAGCACAGGAUAUUGCAUCAAAACUGUUCGCUAUUUAUACCUUGUUAUGUCGUUUUUGGGGUGUAAAAAUAAAGCUGAUAUUUUAACAAAAAGUUCUGAUUUUGUGGCCGAAAUUCUAGAGUGAAAACCAUUUAGUAUCUAAGAUUCAAUGCUAACAUCGUUAUUCAUUUAAAGUUUUAUUUGUACAUAAAGUGUACGCGUAUAAAGUAAAGACGCAUGUUUAUACCUGAAGUAAUAAACUCAUUUUAUUGAUAUUUGAAUUUUCAUUCGUUUUGUAAUUUUUAUUUGAACCUUUCGCCUAAGGUUUUCUUAUUUUGCCUAAAUAAACCUGAUAUUGAUAAAAGUUAAACCUUUCAUAGUUAUAUCCUAGAGACUUCUUUUUAUCAUGCCAGAUUCUUUAUUUGAAUUCCCCGUUAGACUAUACAUACUUUAACGGAUUUGUUAAUAUUACUUUUAGUCAUCGAAAUUAUAUUUUAUCUAUUCUACUAAUCUGAAA
Bolinopsis microptera is the source of this 3344-nucleotide messenger RNA. Its product is annotated as mucosa-associated lymphoid tissue lymphoma translocation protein 1-like. The transcript has 20 exons. The record is from RefSeq and is a predicted model, not a curated record. Gene Ontology annotation, molecular function: cysteine-type endopeptidase activity. The coding region runs from base 46 to 2691 and encodes 881 amino acids. Gene Ontology annotation, biological process: proteolysis. Lineage: Eukaryota; Metazoa; Ctenophora; Tentaculata; Lobata; Bolinopsidae.